Molecule: messenger RNA, 2325 nt
Organism: Microtus oregoni (creeping vole)
Lineage: Eukaryota; Metazoa; Chordata; Mammalia; Rodentia; Cricetidae
Gene: Gpatch4
Product: G-patch domain containing 4
Exons: 8
Coding region: 300-1619 (439 amino acids)
Biological process (GO): regulation of ribosome biogenesis
Cellular component (GO): nucleolus
Molecular function (GO): nucleic acid binding
Source: RefSeq, a predicted model, not a curated record
UUUGUGUGUGGGAAGCUCCCAGAAGCAUCGACCCCGCAAGUCUCAAGAUGAUAUAGAUCGGUCCUUCCCUGAGCCUCUGUGGCCUAACGAGGGACCUGAAAUCGGACUGAGAGGAGGACGCUUGCACUUUAGCCAGGAACUCAGUUUCCGUGGCAACCAGCUGGAAGCUUGGCCUCUGACAGCCCGGGCAUCUCUAUGGUUUCUGUGUCCUAGAAGGACCGAAGUGCACUUCCGGGAAGAUGGCGACGCCCACGCCGGGCGUGACACGUGCUUCCACGGAGAGGAUCGCGCACUGAAGGAUGGUACCACGUCUUCCUGGUGAGAAUCUGAGGACAAAGACUCUGCCCACCAUGAGUGUCACCCCAAAGGUCAAGAGUCGCGGGAUGAAGUUUGCUGAAGAGCAGCUGCUAAAACAUGGAUGGACUGAAGGCAAGGGCCUGGGCCGGAACGAGAAUGGCAUCACCCAGGCCCUCAAGGUGACGCUGAAGCAAGACACCCAUGGGGUGGGACAUGACCCUGCCAAGGAGUUUACAAACCACUGGUGGAGUGAUCUCUUCAACAAGACUGCAGCCAGCCUGGUAGUGGACACAGGGAAGGACGGAGUGCAGAUCAGGCGUCUUUCCACGGAGACCACCCAGCGUAAUCACCCCAAGCCCAAUCUGCUGUACCAGAAGUUUGUGAAGACAGCCACACUGACCUCAGGUGAGGAGAAGCCUGACAGAGCGAGCAGCAGUGAUGACAGCCACAAGCCUCUGCCUCCAAAGAUUCUGACUGAUGAGAUGCUACUCAAAGCCUGUAAGGGGCGAACAGCACACAAGGCUGCCCGGAUUGGGAUCACAAUGAAGGCCAAACUUGCUCGCCUGGAGGCCCAAGAGCAGGCCUUCCUGGCUCGGUUCAAAGGCUCAGAGGAUGUGGGCACCUCUCAACCACAGACUGACAGGGAGCCCUCCCGAAAGAAGAAAAAAAAGAGGAAACAGAGAGAGGAGGAAGAGGCUGUAACACCUGAAAAGAACGUAGGUGAGGCACUUCUAGAAUACACUGACCAGAGUGUUAAGAAAAGCAGGAAGAAGAAACGGAGGCAGAAAGAAGAGAAAGAGGGAAUGGCUGUAGGAAGUGAGGAGGAAGAGGCUGAAGGAGAAAGUGGGCCUAGAGAGCUGAGCACAGUGCAGUCUGAUCAGUCAUCUAGGAAAAAGAAGAAAAAGAGGAGGCAGCACCAUGAAGAAGAGGGGGAGAUGGAAGUCUGUGAUAAAGGAGGCAGAAAUGUGACAGGCAGGCCAAAGGCAGGGGACAGUGGAGCAGGCAUAGACCCAUGGAGAAGCAGCAAGAAGCUGCAGCACUGUGGGGAGGACUUGGACACCCAAGAUGAAGAAGGGAAGGAUGGCCUAACAAAGAGAGAGAGAAAGGUCAGAAGAGGCAAGAAGAAAAGACAGAAGUGUCUUGAGGAGGUGGUCUUGGAUGUAAGCGAUAAAGAUGAUGAUGGCAGGACUUGGGAAGUAGAGAAUGAAGGUGAGAGAAGUCAGGCACAUCCAAAGGAGAGAGCUGGCAUCAACACUGACCAGAGAGCCAAGAAGAAGAAGAAGCCGAAGAGGGACUGGCGGUCUCCAGUGCAGCCCUGCUGAUUCCUCUUCAGGGGUAGCCUGGGUUUGCCCCUCUGCAAGCAGCUAAGGAGCACUAGUCCGCUGAGGGGGAGACAUUCCCUGAACAAUGUCCUGUCCAAAAAGUACAGACCCUGGUGCCCAGCUAAAGGAUGAUGGAAGAAAAAUUAGGAUAGGAGUUUCUAUUUGAAGAAGUGUCUCUGGUAAAAGUCUAAAAAUGUAGACGUAUGUGAAAAGACUGUUUUGUUUUUUUGAAACAGGAUUUCUUUAAUAUAGCUCAUGCUUUCCUAGCACUCAGAGAUCCACCUGCCUCUACCUCGGCCUGUACCAAUAUACCCUGCAGAAUGUCUUCAUUUGUAAAUACUGUGAAGAUUAAGAAAAACAUACAUUUGGAUGUAUGAGCUGGGUUAGCCUUCCAGACUGCCUGUUUCUAAUCAUGAUUAAAUGAGGUCAUUCCCAGUUAAUAUCAUCAUUUCCGGCAUGUGACGUUCUGAAAACAAAUUAGACAGCCCUUGGAGACUUUUGAAGAAGCUCUGUUACCUUCUUGGGGUCUCGCUACAAUGCUAAGCUGAGUUUGUUUAGAGGUAUCAUCUACCUCCCUGCGUAUCACAAACAAGAAUCUUUCAUUCCUGGGUAUGGAGUUAUUUUCCAUUGCUUACAGACGCCUGGUCUGUUUUCGCAAACGAAGCGUAGCCUGCUGAUAAUUAUUAAUGCCAGAAGACUCCGGUUU